Gorilla gorilla gorilla (western lowland gorilla) is the source of this 3320-nucleotide messenger RNA. It is a transcript of the gene USF2, whose product is annotated as upstream transcription factor 2, c-fos interacting. The record is from RefSeq and is a predicted model, not a curated record. Gene Ontology annotation, molecular function: RNA polymerase II cis-regulatory region sequence-specific DNA binding; DNA-binding transcription factor activity, RNA polymerase II-specific; protein dimerization activity. Gene Ontology annotation, biological process: regulation of transcription by RNA polymerase II. The transcript has 8 exons. NCBI's taxonomy places the organism in Eukaryota, Metazoa, Chordata, Mammalia, Primates, Hominidae. Bases 243 to 1124 code for a protein of 293 amino acids.
UGCAGCGGCUGCAGGAGCGGCGGCGGCUGCGGCGGCGGCGGCGGCAUCUCCUCCUCACAUGACCCCACUGUUUGUCCCCGUGAUCAGCGCGAGCGGCUCCCGUAUCUCCUCCGUCCCCUCCUGCCGCGCGGCGUGAGCGCCGGGCUCGGGGCCCCCCCGGCCGCCCGCCCCCUCCCCUCCCUCCCCUCCCCUCCCCUCCCCUCCCCCCCGGGCCCCGCGCCCCCCCCGCCCCCGCCCCCCCCAUGGACAUGCUGGACCCGGGUCUGGAUCCCGCUGCCUCGGCCACCGCUGCUGCCGCCGCCAGCCACGACAAGGGACCCGAGGCGGAGGAGGGCGUCGAGCUGCAGGAAGGCGGGGACGGCCCAGGAGCGGAGGAGCAGACAGCGGUGGCCAUCACCAGCGUCCAGCAGGCGGCGUUCGGCGACCACAACAUCCAGUACCAGUUCCGCACAGAGACAAAUGGAGGACAGGUGACAUACCGCGUAGUCCAGGUGACUGAUGGUCAGCUGGACGGCCAGGGCGACACGGCUGGCGCCGUCAGCGUCGUGUCCACCGCUGCCUUCGCGGGGGGGCAGCAGGCUGUGACCCAGGUGGGUGUGGAUGGGGCAGCCCAGCGCCCGGGCCCCGCCGCUGCCUCUGUGCCCCCAGGUCCUGCAGCGCCCUUCCCGCUGGCUGUGAUCCAAAAUCCCUUCAGCAAUGGUGGCAGUCCGGCGGCCGAGGCUGUCAGCGGGGAGGCACGAUUUGCCUAUUUCCCAGCGUCCAGUGUGGGAGAUACUACGGCUGUGUCCGUACAGACCACAGACCAGAGCUUGCAGGCUGGAGGCCAGUUCUACGUCAUGAUGACGCCCCAGGAUGUGCUUCAGACAGGAACACAGAGGACGAUCGCCCCCCGGACACACCCUUACUCUCCAAAAAUUGAUGGAACCAGAACACCCCGUGAUGAGAGGAGAAGAGCCCAGCACAACGAAGAGUGGAGGUCCUGCUAUGCUGCCCAGGCUCGUCUUGAACUUCUGGCCUCAGGUGGUCCUCCGGCCUCGGCUACAGGCCUGAGCUGCCACGCCCAGUCUUGCUGGUGUUUCAUAAGGUCCGGCCCCUCCCGUCGGCCUCAGGUGUAUGACUUGUGAGGCCCAGCGACGGGCUCGGAAGCUCUUGGUCAGUAUCCCCCAAACUCUGUUCCCACUUGUAGGUGUUCCUCUUUUUUCUUUGCUGCAGAAGAGUGUGUGACUCACAAAAAGUUGAGGACUGUUCCUUGAUGUCCUCCCAGGCUUCGCCCACCACCUGGCUCCUGGUAAUGCAAGGAACUGUGUUUCCAUCCAUUCCAUUCCUCUCACUGCAACUCCAGCCCCACGUUUUGAACUACCUAUUCAAGAUUUCCGUCUCUGGACAUCCCUGUAAUGCCUCAAACGCAACUCGCCCAAAAGAGAAUGUGCCAUCUCCCGUCUCCAAAGGCUUUCAUGCAACCUUCUUCUUUGCAGAGCAGCAAAAGCUACCCCUGUCACAGCUGCCCAAGCCAGAAACUAAGACCAGAGCCGCUUUCAACUCUGCCCUCUUCUUCCCUUAUGGCCACAAACCCCAAGUUUCUGUUCUAUGGUGAAUUUCAGAUCCGCUUCUCUCACUUCUUUUUCCCUCCUUCCCACCACUUCUUGGUACUGCAGGAGCUUAUCCCAGAGUCACAAACUCAAAUGCCUGCAGGGGCCUGAGGGAGGGAGGUGCACUUGGCAUGUCAGGAAGGGAUGUGUGGCUGGGUGUGGUGGCUCACGCCUGGAAUCCCAGCACUUUUGGGAUUACAUUUUGGCCAAGACGGAUGGAUCACUUGAGCCCAGGAGUUUGAGACCAUCCUAGGCAAUGUGACAAAACCCUGUCUCUACCAAAAAAAUUAAAAAUUAGCUAGGCCUGGUGGUACAUGCCUGUAAUAGUCCCAGCUACUUGGGAACCUGUGGUGGGAAGAUGGCUUGAGCCCGGGAGACAGAAGUUGCAGUGAGCUGAGAUUACUCUCCAGCCUGAGCAACAGACCCAAACCUUGUGUCAGAAAAAAAUAGGAAAGGUUGUGGGGGGCCCCCAGUGAUCUGGGGCAUGUGUGCGCUGCCUGAAGGGUGGCCCUUGCCCAGUGCCUUCCCCUUGCUGCCCUGUCAGAAUCUAGGGCCACUGUUGCCAGAAACUCUGAGAAGCUAGAAAUCGAGACUUUUAUGUGAAAUCUGAUUUUUAGGUGCCAGAUGAGAUUGCUUUUUCCGUUUCAUUGAUUUCUACUCUUAAUGUUACUAAUUCAUGCUUCUACUCACUUGGUUUUUUGUUUGUUUGUUGUUUUGUUUUGAGAUGGAAUCUCGCUCUGUCACAGUGGCGCAAUCUCAGCUUACUGCAUCCUCUGCCUCCCCGGUUCAAGUGAUUCUCCUGCCUCAGUCUCCCAAGUAGCUGGGACUACAGGUGCCCGCUGCCACACCAGCUAGUUUUUGUAUUUUUAGUAGAGACGGGGUUUCACCAUGUUGGCCAGGCUGGUCUCGAACUCCUGGCCUCAGGUUAUCCACCUGCCUCAGCCUCCCAAAGUGCUGGGAUUACAGGAGUGAGCCACUGCACCCGGCCCCUUCUACUCACUUUGGAUUCAAUUUGCUAGGUUUCAUGCUUUAGCUUCCCUGGCACACCCCAACCCCAGCUUUUUAAGGUAAUUCUUUUUUUUUUUUUUUUUUUUCAAUUUUCUACUAAAAUCUUUAUUUUACAGGAUUAAUGUUUCACAGCAGGGAUUGAGAUGAUUCUUAACCUUUCUCUUUGCUUAACAGCAUUUAGAGUUGCCAGUUCACUCCAGCAUCACUUUAGCUACAUCCCACUGGGAUGUGUUGUGUUUUUGUUAUCAUUCAGUUUAAAGUGUUUUCCAAUUUUCCUUGUGAUUUCUUCUUUGACCUUUCUGUUAUUUGGAGGCAGGUUGCUUAAUUUCCAAAUAUUUGUGGGUUUUCCAGAUAUCUUUUUGUUAUUGAUUUUUAAUUUAGUUCUGUUAUGGUCAGAGAACAUACUCUGUAUGAUUUCAGUUACUUGAAAUUCGAUGAGACUUACCCGACGGGCCCGAAUGUGUCCUAGCUUGGCGGAAGCUUCUGGGGCAUUGACGAGGACAGGUGUCUGCUGCUGUCAGGCAGAUUGUCCCCCUAGGUCAGUGAGGUCAGGCUGGUUGAGUGUUCAGGCUUUCUAUUCUGAUUUUUUUUGUUGUUGUUUACUUGUUCCACCAAUCAAUGAGAAAGAUGUCCAUGUCUCUCACUAUAUUUGUGGAUUUGUCCAUUUCUUCCUUCAGUCCUGGCAGGUUUCGCUUCUGAAUUUUCUCUCUUUUUUUUUUUUUU